CCUGCCGCUUAUAUCGAUAUACACAUUUGCUUGAAACACGUGCGAGCGGAAUAAAUAGUUGUUUUUUGACCCAAGGCGCUUAAGAAAUGCAAGACGGCAGAGAAAGACGUUCCAGCGGCAAUUGGCAGAAUAAUUCCGGCUCCCAAAGCUACCAUUACUUAAAUAAUAGUGGCGAGCAGUUAAACAGAAGCUGGUCGGAUGCGAAUCGAGGCAAUAAUCAACGCGGUCAGCAGCAGCACCAACAGGGACCCAACUUUGGUCAAGCGAAUCACGAUUUUCCCAAAUUUCGGGAUCCCAGCCAGCAGAAACAACAGAACAAUCGAUUUACACAAAACCAGCAGCCGGAUCGAGGUGGCGGUGGCGGCGGUAAUAACAACAAUGAUGAACGCAAGCAUCGUCGGGGUGGCAAUCAAAAACGUGGUGGCCGCAAUGGAGGGGCUGGUGAUAACGGCGGUAAUGGCGGCGGUGGCCGAAAUGGUGGUCGCCGACGUAACGGCGGUGGUCGCGGUGGCGGUGGCCGUAAUAAUCGAUCUGGCGGCGGUGGUCGCAACGAUGGCGAUCGACGCAGUGGUGGCACUGCAAACGGACCUUGGUAUGAUGAGCCAAUGGAAAGUGACAUUUUUUAUUUUACAAAUGGCCAUUUAAAUAAAAUGGACCAAAUGGAGGCACUGCCAUCAAUAUCCCCGGCACCUGCAGAAGCGGCACAUGUGCCAACUGCAGAAGCAGCUGCAGCACCAAGUGUUGAAGCUCCCAGUGAAUCGACGCCAGUCAAGCCAGCAAUACCACCCGCCGUCCUAAUUAAUGCGGCCAAUAUCAAGAAGGAGAAGAAAGAUUCAUUACCCAAGGCAGCGGUCGCAAAGCCAGCGGAAAGCAGCGAAGAGAGUUCAUCGAGCAGCUCGGAUGAAAGCACUGAAGAUGGGGAAAUUGUCACCAAACAGAAGGCAGCUGCAACUGUUUCAACGGCUAAGAGCAAGCCUGCUUCAUCAUCCUCUUCCUCCGAAACCGAUUCAUCCGAGGAGGACACGCCGCCGCCGGUUAAAACUAAAACUGUUGCCAAGGAAGCGACAAAGACGAGUAAAAAAUUGAAAAAAGUUCUAUCGGAAGAAGACGUUGUCUGCAUUGGCAAUCAGUCCAAUAAAUUCACAAUAUCAGAUGAGGAUAACGGCGAGGAGGAGGCGGAGGACUCAGAAGCAAAAAGCGAUGCAGAAAGCAAGAAGGAUCCUGUAAGCAGAAAGGGCGGCUUGAUGUGCUUGCUCUGCGACAAAAAAGGACACAGCUCGUUUGAGUGUCAAAUGAUUUGCAGGAAUUGCUCGGGACCGUAUCAUAGUCUAAAGAAUUGCCCACAUCCGCCUAACCUCAACAUUGCUGUGCAGGCAUUUAUGGAAUUUACAAUGCAGCAAAUGGCCGCCUUUAACAUGGACAAACGUUUUGCGUUUCCAGCUGGCGUUGUGGCUGCCGCAGCACCAGCCGUUGUGCCACCUGUGGCGGCUCCUACUCCAGUUAAGUCCAAGAAGGAAAAGGAGAAACGUGCUACAGUGGCUGCUGCUGCUAAAAAAUUAAAGAAAACUCCAAAAAAGAAAAUUAAAAUGGAGGCUAAAGAAAGCGAUGAUGAUGAUGAUGACGACGAUGCAGAUGAUGCUUCAGAAGAUGCAAGCAGCGAUAACGCCACAAGCAGUGAUUCCAGCAGUGAGCCACAGCAGCCGGCAGUAAAGGCGAAACGUAAGCGCAGCACAACGAAAGCAGUACCCACUAUAAAUCCAGCAGCGGCAGCCGCAGCCGCGGCAGCUUUUCCAUUUCCCUUGCUGGCAGCUGGUGCACCAUACAACUCCAUGAUGUAUCCAUAUGCAGCGCCGUUCAAUUUCCCUAAAUAGAUUUACGAAUAAUAUUUUUGUUUGUAUAUAAACAAAACAAUUUCUAAUAUAAAACUAAGUGACGACUGCACUUGCAAUUCAUUAAAAUCUGUAGAGAUUUCUACAAACAUUUUAUUUUGUAUAUCUUUUCAUACAUAAAUAUGUUGUUUUGUUUGUAUUUAAGAAAUAAGU
Molecule: messenger RNA, 2042 nt
Organism: Drosophila sulfurigaster albostrigata
Lineage: Eukaryota; Metazoa; Arthropoda; Insecta; Diptera; Drosophilidae
Gene: mbm
Product: protein mushroom body miniature
Exons: 2
Coding region: 87-1871 (594 amino acids)
Molecular function (GO): zinc ion binding; nucleic acid binding
Source: RefSeq, a predicted model, not a curated record